CAUGUUUGAAGUCUGGUACUGCCACAAAAUGGCAGUAAUUAGUCCUUUUUUGGAAAUAAAAAUAUGGAAUUACUAUUUUGGAAUUUGCAAACUUCUUUUAUUGAUAAAGUAAACAAAUUGACCGGAAAGAGAAGUAAAGCAACCGUUUGAAUCGCCAAAAUUAAAGUCUGAAGAAAUGAAGAAAAUGAAGAUAUUUGUUGAAGCCUGAAGCCGACGGGCUGCCGAAGAAGAUAGGGCUGAAACGUGAGGUUCAAUUCAAUCAAACUAUAAGAUUUUACUGGCUUGAGGUGCUAGAUUUUUUUUGCGCAAAGAAUAUGUAUUAGGAUAAUAUAGUCAAUAGUCAAACUGGUCAACAGUCAAAAUGUAUUUUCUUUUUUCAUUUUCUUUUAUUGAGUUUGUUAGAGUUUGUUACUCGGUUAAAUACUCUAAGACUUUGUAUAAGAGAAAGGAUGAUCUGUAUCUUCUUCUUAAAUGAAUAAUAGAUGAAUUCUUCCGCUUUCCAUUUCUAAGAAAUCUUUCAUGGUAUCAUCUCUUUUCUCUUCCGCAUAAUCAUCAGCGAUUAUGUCUCAACCAGAUCACGUUGUCAAUCCUUCGAAUCCUUACUUUCUUCAUCCUGGAGAGAAUCCAGCUAUUGUUCUUGUUACUCCACCUUUGAGUGAGAAUAACUAUCAUCAAUGGAAACGAGAUAUGGUUGUUGCGCUGGAAUCCAAAAACAAAGAGAAAUUCAUCUUCGGAACUCUUCCUUGCCCACCGAGUUCAGAUCCUUUGUCAGAAGCUUGGAAGCGAUGCAAUCGCAUGGUGAUGUCAUGGCUGAUUCGCUCUAUGAAUCCUUCUAUCAAGCAAUCUGUAAUGUGGAUGGAUACAGCUUCAGAAAUAUGGAAAGAUAUUCAAGAACGUUUCUCACAUGCUGAUAAAUUUCGCAUUGCAGAUCUUCAAGAUCAGAUUCAAACCUGCAAACAAGGUAUAUCAACAGUCUCCGAAUACUAUACUCGCUUAAAUAUUUUGUGGAAGGAAUUGGAACUGUAUCGAUGCAAUCUUCUCUGUACUUGUGCUACACCUUGCUCUUGUGAUUUGAUUAAGAAACUUAAGAAAGAAAGAGAAGAUGAUUGUAUAAUUAGGUUUUUGCGUGGUUUGAAUGACACAUAUGCUCCAAUUCGAUCUCAACUCAUGAUACUUGAUCAUAUGCCUUCAAUUAUCAAGAUUUUCAAUCUUGUUCUUCAACAUGAGAGAGAAUUUGUUGGUGAUCCUAUCCUGACUUCACCUGCUGACACUGUUGCUUUCAUCAACUCAAAAGAAAGUGUCAAUCAAACUUUCAUUCCAAAAACCACACAAAGCAAUUUUAAGAGCAGCAAUAUCAAUAACAGAUUUACUGGGAAAGGAAACAAGUUGUGUACUCACUGUGGAAAGACAAAUCAUACCAUUGAGACAUGCUAUCAUAAGCAUGGUUUUCCAGCUGGGUAUAAGACUCGUGGGAGGAACAAUUCUUCUGUUUUUCAACCAUCUGCAAGUUUGGCUGAAGUAGACACAAAUACUGCCCCACAACAUUCUUCCUCGGUUAAUGGUGAUAAUAAUGAUCAGUUCACUCUUUCAAAGGAUCAAUAUAAUGCUAUUAUAGCUUUGCUUCAACAAACCAAAUUCAGUCCUCAUUCAUCUUCUGUCAAUCACAUUGAACAAUUCAGAAAUGAGAGUUCAGAACUCCAAUUUCAAGAGGAUUGAAGUAGCUGAAAUGUACAAUGGACUUUUUCAUUUGAAGGAAUUCAG
This is a messenger RNA of Cuscuta epithymum, 1761 nucleotides long. Lineage: Eukaryota; Viridiplantae; Streptophyta; Magnoliopsida; Solanales; Convolvulaceae. The record is from the annotation of a GenBank genome assembly.